Oikopleura dioica is the source of this 1653-nucleotide messenger RNA. Lineage: Eukaryota; Metazoa; Chordata; Appendicularia; Copelata; Oikopleuridae. The record is from the annotation of a GenBank genome assembly.
AUGUUUGGACAGAUGAAGAAAAUGGGGCAAAUGAGGCUAUUUCUUCUCUUUCUGCUGAUCUACUCCUCCGAAUCCGCUCGCUGCAUCAACUCCAUUCACGCCCAAUGCGGCUCCAAUUUCCAGGCCUACAACUCGACUUUCUACCCAAAUCUCUUGGGCGAAUGGUCAGCAGAAGAAUCCAACGAGUCAUUCGCCAAGUUUUAUCCUUUGAAAAUGAUGCAAUGCUCAAAAUACAUCAACCUGUUUCUUUGCUCCGUUUUGUCGCCUGCUUGUGUGGACGAAAAUCUUUCAGGAACGCUUCCGUUUCUCAUCCCCGUUCCUCCAUGCCGAGAACUUUGCGAAAAAUCCCUGUCCGACUGCGCUUCCAUCCUUGAGGAAUUCGACAUUUUCCUCCCUCCACAAUUCCACUGCCUCAAUUUCCCGCGAGAAAACGACGGGCACAGUUGCAUUCCCCUCCAGUCCGAAUCCCUCCCUCUUCCAGACGGAACGCUGAGCUGGAACAACGAUGACUCAUCCUCUCUUGUCGAGCAUCAGCCUCAAUGUCCGACAACUCAGCGGGCUAAAUACUCCUCCUGGAGCUUCAUGGAUCUUCCAAGCUGCUCUCAACCUUGCGAGCCAAUGAACAAGAGCGAAAAAGAAACGAAGCUGAUCAGAAUCGUCAGCGGCCGACGCUGUUUUUUUGCGAUGUGCUAUUUGGUGAUUUCGCUGAUAUGUGUUGUCGGAUUGGUUUCGCCGGAGAGCAUCGUUUGCUCGGAAAGGGAAGUCAAUGAGGAUCAGACGAUUGUCCAAGGAACAGGACUAAUUCAAGGAUCCACCCAUCGGCCCUGCACCAUCAUGUUCAUGCUUUUCUUCUACUUUUCCAUGGCCGCUCUUUGUUGGUGGUUUUCCUUGACGAUGUCAUGGGGUCUUUCUUCGGUCUUUCAGUGGUCUUCUGAGGCGAUUGCUACGAGCAGUACGCUGUUGCAUGUGUUUGGUUGGGGACUUCCAGCGCUUUUUACCAUGGUUGGCGUCUCAAAACACGAGAUCCAGGGGGAUCCCUUUCUCGAAAUCUGCGUUCUCUCCAACUCUGAUUUCUCCCGCUGGACCAUGACCUUCCUCCCUCUUGCCUUCUGCUCUAUCUUUGGAACCCUCGCAUUCGCGAUCGGCCUCUGUGCUCUAAGAAAAGUAAAAGACACAAUCAAAAUCGACAAAAAUUCGAACAAGAAGCUUCAAAUCUUCGUCUUGCGAUUGACGGUCUUUUCGUUGUCCAUUCUCAUCCCGAGUUUCAUCCAGCUUCUGUUAAAGUUCUACGAAGCAGAUCAUCAACGAUCCUGGGAAAAGAAGUUUUACGAAGACAACUGCAUGGAACUAAUCGUCCCUUGCCCAAUGGAAAAGUCAGAAAUCGAGCCUGCUUCGACUGGACUGAUAAUUUUCAAGUAUUUUGUGGUUCUAGCGCCUGGUCUUGCCCCACUCGUCUGGAUCGCUAAUUCGAAAACGAUCAAAAACUGGAGCUGGAAGUCGGAUAAUUCAACGACAACUUCUUCAAGCUGUAUAAAAUCGAAUUUGAUUGAAGAAAAAUCUUCUCUGGCUGGAGAUUCUAGAGCGGAAUCGUUUGAGCCAGUUCAGCCGGUCACGAGCAGUCCCCAGCCGGACUCAAGAUUUGUUUAUGUGUAA